Messenger RNA from Stylonychia lemnae, 1362 nucleotides. NCBI's taxonomy places the organism in Eukaryota, Ciliophora, Spirotrichea, Sporadotrichida, Oxytrichidae. The record is from the annotation of a GenBank genome assembly.
AUGGCAUUAUUAGAAUAAAAAGCAAACUUGCCACUUCAAUAGUAAGCAAAAGAGUCAAGUCCUGAUUCUAGCAUUUCUAUGAAUUCUCAUUUAAUUGAGGGUUAUCUUAUAAAGCUUAAAAGUCAAGCUUCUCGGAAAUUCUUCUCGAACUAUGUAAAACGCUAUUUUAUCCUGGAUCUGCAAAAACAAACUUUUUCCUAUAAGCUUUCUGACAAGCUUUAACAGGAUAAAUUCGUCAUUAAUCUUAAAGACAUCAUAAAGGUCCAUAAUCAUUCAACAAUUGGCUAAAAUGAUGAUGAUAAGGUCGAUAAAAAUUUGCUACUUGAGUGGUAAUUUGAUUUUAUGAUUGAGUUUAUUGAACAGCAGCCCCAACUUGAUGAGAGUUAACAUUAAGAUCAAGAAAAUAGUGAAUAGAGCAAUCUAAUUUCAAACAGGCAAUCCCCUAUCAUUUAAUCAGAUGAUAAAAUUGAACCAAUAAAAAUAAGAAAAAUGAUACUUCUUUCUAAUAAUGAAGAAUUAUAUCUUAAGUUUGUAUAUGGAUUGAAUUCGAAGAUUACACCUCCAAAUAACAACACUAAUAUUGGAAAUAAUAACGAAGUUAGAUCUGAUCCAGGCUAGUCUACAAAUAGAAAAAUAGUUCUUGGGCCUUAAAAUAAAGACUAAUUGUUUUCUACGAGAUAAUCAAUUAUUGAUGAGUUAGAUUUUAAGGGAAAUCCAUUGAAUCAUAGCAAUUAAUUUCGAAUAAAAGCACCACCAUAAAUGUUGAGUGAGGGAUUAGAUGUAAAAAGGAAAUAUAUGGGUAAUUCCUCACCAGUUAAUAAACCGAUUGAUAAUAAUAGAAUUUAGACGAGAAUGACUCCAGAUCAAUAGUAUAGAGAACAAAUUUACUAAAUUAAAUAGAUUAUUCUUGUUAACCAGUAAAAUCCCCACAUUUAAACUCUAAAUCAAAAUAGAAGACUUAAUAAAAAUAGCCAUAACAAUGCAAAUGCUCCCCAAGUAUACAAAGAACUAAUGUUCAUGGUAAAAAGCUAAGCUGAUUAGGAACUAGAAGAACAAGCUAUCAGGAUUUAUCAAACUAUCAUUCAAUAAGAUGAAGUUAUUAGAGAUGGAUUUUUUAGUUCUUGUGACUAAAGCUUAAAUUAUUAAUUUGGACUGAAUGAAGAACAUAAACUCAUUUUACUAGAACGUGAUAGUGACUGUGAGUGGACUCUAGAUAUUGAGGAAAAAGGCGAUUCUAAUAAAAAUGAUAAUGGAGAUAAUCUGAACAUUUUAGAUGGAGAUUUUUCUUUUGAGUGUUUUGACCAAGGAAAAAAUUGUGUCAGCUCAGCCCAUGUAAAUACCUUAAAAGUUAAGACUAAUUGA